AUGGGUUACCUUGAAGACGAAGAUAAGAAGUACUGGGAUGAGGUCGCCGCUGUCAAGAACUGGUGGAAAGACUCCCGAUGGAGGUACACCAAGCGCCCCUUUACUGCUGAGCAGAUUGUGGCCAAGCGUGGAAAUCUGAAGAUCGACUACCCUUCAAAUGUCCAGGCGAAGAAACUGUGGGGGAUUGUGGAGCGCAAUUUCAAGAACAAAGAAGCUAGUUUCACCUAUGGCUGUCUCGAUCCCACAAUGGUCACUCAAAUGGCCAAGUACCUCGACACCGUCUAUGUAUCCGGCUGGCAAAGUUCCUCCACUGCCUCCUCAACCGACGAACCCUCCCCCGAUCUUGCAGACUACCCUAUGAACACCGUCCCCAACAAGGUCAACCAUCUCUGGAUGGCCCAGCUCUUCCACGACCGGAAACAGCGCGAAGAGCGCAUGACUACCCCCAAGAACCAGCGUGACAAGGUCGCCAACGUUGACUACUUGCGCCCCAUCAUUGCCGAUGCUGACACCGGUCACGGUGGUCUUACCGCUGUGAUGAAGUUGACCAAGCUGUUCGUGGAGCGCGGUGCCGCUGGUAUUCACAUUGAGGACCAGGCUCCUGGUACCAAGAAGUGCGGCCACAUGGCUGGAAAGGUGCUUGUGCCCAUCAGCGAACACAUCAACCGCCUUGUGGCCAUCCGUGCCCAGGCCGACAUCAUGGGCACUGACCUGCUCGCCAUUGCCCGUACCGACUCCGAGGCCGCCACCCUCAUCACCUCCACCAUCGACCACCGCGACCACGCCUUCAUCAUCGGCUCCACCAACCCCGACAUCCAACCCCUCAACGAGCUCAUGGUCAUCGCUGAACAUGCCGGCAAGAAUGGCGCAGAGCUCCAAGCCAUUGAAGACGAAUGGCUCACCAAGGCCGGCCUGAAGCUCUUCGACGAGGCCGUCGUCGACGUCAUUAACAAGAGCCCCCUCCCAAACAAGAAAUCCGCCAUCGAAAAAUACCUCUCCCAAUCAAAGGGCAAAUCCAACCCUGAAGCCCGCGCUAUUGCCAAGGAAAUCGCCGGUACAGAUAUCUACUUCGACUGGGAAGCCCCCCGCACCCGCGAGGGCUUCUACCGCUACCAGGGCGGCACGCAGUGCGCCGUCAACCGCGCCGUCGCAUACGCUCCCUUCGCCGACCUCAUCUGGAUGGAGAGCAAGCUGCCCGACUACAACCAGGCCAAGGAGUUCGCCGAUGGCGUCCACGCCGUCUGGCCCGAGCAGAAGCUCGCCUACAACCUAUCCCCAUCCUUCAACUGGAAGAAGGCCAUGCCCCGCGACGAGCAGGAGACCUACAUCAAGCGCCUCGGCGCCCUCGGCUACUCCUGGCAGUUCAUCACCCUUGCCGGUCUGCAUACCACUGCACUCAUCUCAGAUACCUUCGCCAAGGCGUACAGCCAGCAGGGUAUGCGUGCGUACGGCGAACUUGUGCAGGAGCCUGAGAUGGAGAACAAGGUUGAUGUCGUCACGCAUCAGAAGUGGUCUGGUGCUAACUAUGUUGAUAACAUGCUCAAGAUGGUUACUGGUGGUGUGAGCAGUACGGCGGCGAUGGGCAAGGGUGUAACGGAAGACCAGUUCAAGUCAUGA
This is a messenger RNA of Aspergillus mulundensis, 1617 nucleotides long. RefSeq names its product isocitrate lyase 1. Lineage: Eukaryota; Fungi; Ascomycota; Eurotiomycetes; Eurotiales; Aspergillaceae. Gene Ontology annotation, molecular function: isocitrate lyase activity. The transcript is spliced from 3 exons. The record is from RefSeq and is a predicted model, not a curated record. Gene Ontology annotation, biological process: carboxylic acid metabolic process. Bases 1 to 1617 code for a protein of 538 amino acids.